AUGGCCUCUACCGAAUUGCAUCAGGCGCCUACCGCCGAGAAGGAAAUUGGCGGCGGUACUACCACCGGCGCGAACCUCAACGGCGCAUCUACCACCCAACGUUACGACUAUGGCGGCAACCCGCUCUAUCACGCCCAUUCCGGCCCCGACGCUAGACUCCCUGCCUUCGGUGGUGAGUUUCAACCCGGCUUGUACAAGCCUAUCGAGCAUCGCAAGUUUGCAAACCCUGCACCUCUUGGUCUCUCUGCUUUCGCCUUGACUACCUUCGUCUUAUCUCUCGUCAACGUCAACGCGCGUGGAGUCGCCAUGCCGAAUAUCGCCUUGACGCUAGCAUACGGAUAUGGUGGUCUCGUGCAGCUGCUAGCUGGCAUGUGGGAAAUGGCAGUAGGCAACACUUUCGGUGCCACCGCCCUAUCGUCCUACGGUGGUUUCUGGAUUUCCUACGCUAUCGCCCUGACCCCAGGCUUCGAGGCCUUGGUCAAUUACCCAGAUGAAGCCCAGAAGGCGUCAGUUCUUGGUUUCUUCUUGACGGGCUGGUUCAUAUUCACCUUCAUCCUACUUCUAUGCACCUUAAGGUCUACGGUUAUGUUCUUCCUGCUAUUCUUUACCCUCGACCUCGCCUUCCUCAUGCUUGCCUGUGCCGAAUACGCAAAGUCCAACGGCGCGGCGGUUUCGGCUGUGAAGUUGACGCAAGCGGGUGGUGGAUUUGGUCUGCUUGCCGCGUUCCUUGCCUGGUACAAUGCGUUCGCUGGUAUUGCCGACUCGAGCAAUUCCUUCUUCAUCAUCCCCGUCUUCCACUUCCCGUGGUCUGAGAAAGGACGCCAGGUCCGAGCCACCAAGAGCGAACGUGAGACAGCAUAG
This is a messenger RNA of Daldinia childiae, 861 nucleotides long. Its product is annotated as Acetate permease A. The transcript is spliced from 3 exons. Gene Ontology annotation, cellular component: plasma membrane. Gene Ontology annotation, molecular function: acetate transmembrane transporter activity. Bases 1 to 861 code for a protein of 286 amino acids. The record is from RefSeq and is a predicted model, not a curated record. NCBI's taxonomy places the organism in Eukaryota, Fungi, Ascomycota, Sordariomycetes, Xylariales, Hypoxylaceae.